Molecule: messenger RNA, 1246 nt
Organism: Lobosporangium transversale
Lineage: Eukaryota; Fungi; Mortierellomycota; Mortierellomycetes; Mortierellales; Mortierellaceae
Product: transcription initiation factor IIF, beta subunit-domain-containing protein
Exons: 4
Coding region: 121-1233 (370 amino acids)
Biological process (GO): transcription initiation at RNA polymerase II promoter; transcription by RNA polymerase II
Cellular component (GO): transcription factor TFIIF complex
Source: RefSeq, a predicted model, not a curated record
CUUUUCGUCAUUCAUUUAUCUUUUACAGUUUUCAUUUUUUUAAGAAGGGGUUAAUUUAAAGCAAUAUAAUAAUCUGAGUCCAUUCUUUAAAUUAUUCUCCUUCCAUUUUCUUCGUAAACAAUGUCUGACGAUGAACGAGGCUAUUCGCGUAAGCGCCCUGCAGACUUUGAAGAGCUCUUCGAGGAUGGAGGAGAUGCUAAAGAAAAUUUUGAAGAUGAAGACGAGGUUAUCGAUGAGGAUGGUAACGUUGCUGGAGAUUUGGACCUAGGUAAAGCAGGCACUCAAGCUUGGUUGGUCAAGAUCCCUAAAUUUCUAGCUGAUCGCUGGGCCUCCAUCAAUGAAGAAGGCGUUGAUCUAGGAAAAGUUCGAAUAAUAACACCCGUUAAUCCCAGUGACGGUAAUCAAUCACAGUUUCAGCUUAUUUUGCCUUCGGAUCAAAAGUUUACAGCAAACAUCCCCAAAACCUACACGCUCAAAAUGAACCCAGCACAGGUCAGCAACACAUUCGUCUUUACGGAGCCUACAGGCCCUCAUCCAAAGCCUCCUCACGCGCCUGGAUACCCCACAGGCAAAGCUACAUCUAUUCUUGCAACUAUCAAACACGAAUGUUCUGUAACGCCCAUGGAUGGCAGUGCCGAAUACAGGUCCAUUAUGCGAGAGCGUAAUAUUGAGGCUGCGAAGAAGGGAGGUCGAUCAGUACAGAUAUUGGAAGAUAAUAACAGAAUAGAUAGUGCUGGUGGUCGCCAGGGCCAGUUCUUGCCAGGCAUGGGUAUUCGCAAUGGAUUUAUUCAAAAGAAGGCCAAGGUGCAAAUGGAUCAAAAGACCACACGUAUGCCAAAGAACGAACUUGUGGACAUGUUGUUCUCUGCCUUUGAACAGUAUCCUUAUUGGUCUUUCAGAGGAUUAGUCGAGUAUGUUAAGCAGCCUCAUUCAUACUUGAAGGAGGUUUUGAGUGAAAUAUGUGAAUUUAUCAGGAAAGGACCUUAUACAGCGCGGUAUCAACUCAAGGCAGAAUUUGUGGGCACAGGUGGACGUGGCGGUGCUGCAGGCUCUUCGAGCUCUGCUGAUGUGAAAAGAGCUGAGAAUGAAACAACCUUUAACCCCGCAGCUGUUGGAGUCGCUACGGGUGAGACUGCGACCGCGGCUGUAGAUCCAGACUUGCAAGACGCAUUGGAUGAAGACGAAGAGGAUUUUGAGGAGGAGGAGGAUGACAUGGUCGAAGUUUCAGUAUAGUAGUAUAGUGGAC